Hemibagrus wyckioides is the source of this 1195-nucleotide messenger RNA. It is a transcript of the gene ddah2, whose product is annotated as dimethylarginine dimethylaminohydrolase 2. The transcript is spliced from 6 exons. The record is from RefSeq and is a predicted model, not a curated record. Gene Ontology annotation, molecular function: amino acid binding; dimethylargininase activity. Gene Ontology annotation, biological process: arginine metabolic process; positive regulation of nitric oxide biosynthetic process. Lineage: Eukaryota; Metazoa; Chordata; Actinopteri; Siluriformes; Bagridae. The coding region runs from base 204 to 1046 and encodes 280 amino acids.
GAGAGAGAGAGAGAGAGAGAGAGAGAGAAUAACGGGUUCUGUGGGUGUGGGAGGAGAGGACAUGAAUCGGUUCAGGAACUCCGGAUUAGGGAUUCAAACCGGAGCUGUAUUUUUGUGUAAGGUCGAGGUAAUGCUGAUGUAGACGAGUGAAGAAGAUCUAUUAGAACCAUAAUCCAUUAGCGCACACGCGGGCCGGGAGUGUGAUGGCGAACGUGUGUCCAUACGGGCGUUUCACCCACGCUGUGGUACGUGGUAUCCCUCAGUCCCCUGGGGUGGGCGGGGUGGAGGUGGAGGUGGCGAAGCUGCAGCGCCAGUACGGUGUGUUAUUGGGGAUUCUUAGGCAGAAGCUGGGACUGCAGGUGCUGGAGAUUCCCUCUGAUACACACACUAACACCAACCUUCCUGAGAGCUGGAGGAUAGAAGACAUGGCCAUCAUACAGGGAGACACCGCACUCCUCACACAGCCUCUCAACCAGGAGAGACGUCAGGAGACGGAGGCUGUAAGGCGUGUCCUCACUGAGCUGAACCUGACCAUGGUGGACAUGGAGGAUGAAGGAGCCACGCUGGAGGGCAGUGAUGUUCUCUUCACCGGGAGAGAGUUCUUCGUCGGUUUGUCCAAACACACCAACCAGCGUGGAGCUGAGAUCCUCGCUAACACUUUUCGGGACUUUGCUGUGUCCACAGUGCCUGUAUCUGCUGGCACUCGUCUGAAGAACAUCUGCUCAAUGGGAGGUCCUGACACCAUCAUCUUCAGCAACAGUGAGAGUGCAAGGAGGACUCUAAAAGUGAUGGAGCAGUUGACUGAUCAUCACUAUAACGUGUUGUCUGUACCGGAGGACGCUGCUGCUAACUGCGUGUACGUACGCGGUGCAGGUGAACUGGAUUAUCUGCUGCACCCCACGCAGGACGAGUGUCCAAACAGUGUCUCUGCCUUCCAGAAAUUUACAAGCUACACCCUGCUCCCUACAUCAUGCAGUGAGGCGUCCAAACUCGGGGGAGCGCUCACCUCAUUCUGCCUUCUCAUCAACAGGAAGCUCCCUUAUUAACACACACAUCUCUCUAUGCUCACAGCAUCUGCACAUACACACACACACACACACACACACACACUUGCACACUAAGAAAACAUGCAUUGACUUCAUGUCCCCCAUGUUACUGUAUUUACCUCAAAAUAAAAUGAAUCUUUUCAAUUACA